AAAUCUUUAUGAUCCCAACUAGGACCAUAUAGCCAUUUGGGAGGGAGAACUCUGUUCUUCCCAGCGUGAGUGUAGGGGGCGGAGCCCGAGGCCGACUCCCCGGAGGGCUAGACUUGGCUUUAGACGGGGGUAGGAGUCCCGACUCCUAAGGUUGAUGCAGCGAAGUGCGAGAUCAUUGCGAGGAGGCUGGCCUGCAGUGUGACCUGCCAUCUCCUGUUUCCAGAGCGGUGGUCAGCAUCCCGGAGCCUCCCGACCCUAUGACUCAUAGUCACGGGAGUGGAUACUGUAGUCUACAGGGCGGCCACUGGGUGGAAAAUGGGGGAGUGUCUAGCCGCAAAGCUUUGAUCUAGGGUGCCCAACGGGUAGCUCGCCUCUCUCCUAGCGGCACUCCUGCUGUACCUACGUUGGCUCUCCGGACACUCCUUCAGAGUUCCCUGAAACAUCUAAGGGGAGGGGAGAUAAAAUGUCCCUCUUCCUACGUUAUGCUUUGAUUUCCUUAGGGUACAGCACCGUAAUUGGGGGUGUGGGCGGGAGAGAAGCUGGGAUCCGAGGAAAGUCAAGGCGGAGCCUAAAGCGCUCCGGAAGCUCCCCGACUUCGGGGCUUGAGAUUGAAAGAGCAUCCCGGGACGGGGCCUUCCAGCCCCGAAGCAGCCUAUCCAGAGACCCUCAAAUUCUGAUCUUGAAGUUGGAGGCUCCUGGGGAAGUUCGUUUCUAACCUUUUAGAAGAAUUAGAGGAUUUGCGGCUGCCUGACCCCAGCCUAGAGUGUGUAGUGCCGCGGCUCGGGCAGCAUGACGACGGAGACCUUCGUGAAGGAUAUCAAGCCCGGGCUCAAGAAUCUGAACCUCAUCUUCAUUGUGCUGGAGACAGGCCGAGUGACCAAGACAAAAGACGGGCACGAGGUUCGGACCUGCAAAGUGGCAGACAAAACAGGCAGCAUCAAUAUCUCUGUCUGGGACGACGUGGGCAACCUGAUCCAGCCUGGAGACAUUAUUCGGCUCACCAAAGGGUACGCUUCAGUGUUCAAAGGUUGUCUGACACUAUACACUGGACGUGGGGGUGAUCUUCAGAAGAUUGGAGAAUUCUGUAUGGUUUAUUCUGAGGUUCCUAACUUCAGUGAGCCAAACCCAGAGUACAGCGCCCAGCAGGCACCCACCAAGACGUUGCAGAACGACAGCAGCCCUGCGGCUCCCCAGCCUACCACCGGAACCCCUGCCGUUUCUCCAGCCUCUGAGAACCAGAACGGGAAUGGACUGAGUGCCCCACCAGGCCCUGGUGGUGGCCCGCAUCCCCCUCACGCACCCUCGCAUCCCCCCAGCACCCGAAUUACCCGAAGCCAGCCCAACCACACACCUGCCGGCCCUCCGGGCCCGUCCAGCAACGCUGUCAGUAACGGCAAGGAAACCCGGAGGAACAGCAAGAGAUAGCAAGACGUCCUUCCUCCCUUCCCGCCACCCACCAUAGCCCCAGCAUCUCCUAGGGCACACAGCCUUCUACUAGGCUGUUGGCUUUUGGGGGGGUGGGGGUGGGUAGGUAGUAGUAUUUUAGCCACUAAAUUUCACUGGAGGGGUGGUGAGCAGUGGCCUUAUCCACCCUAAGCCCAUACUCCCUGCCUUGCCCAGCUGAAGCUGCCUAUCCCCUGGGAUUCAAGGCCCUCUGCCCACCCUCCUUCCUCUUAGAAACAACAGUCACAGUCUGUUUCUAGUGUGUGUGAUGUGGAAGUUGAAUUGAAUCCCUCCUUCCUAAUAAACGUUAACACUCUGUA
Molecule: messenger RNA, 1763 nt
Organism: Zalophus californianus (California sea lion)
Lineage: Eukaryota; Metazoa; Chordata; Mammalia; Carnivora; Otariidae
Gene: NABP2
Product: nucleic acid binding protein 2
Exons: 8
Coding region: 790-1425 (211 amino acids)
Biological process (GO): double-strand break repair via homologous recombination; response to ionizing radiation; mitotic cell cycle checkpoint signaling
Cellular component (GO): SOSS complex
Molecular function (GO): DNA binding
Source: RefSeq, a predicted model, not a curated record